CUUUUCCAGAGUGGGCUUUGUCGUCAUCGCCUACUUUAUGAGUCCCGUAGAUGGCCGUGGGUUACUUGUUUUUCCUGCGUCUUACUGCUCACCCAAGAGUAAACCUAUUCCCAGAUAACGCCGGUGCACAGAUGCUCGCUCCACUUUGGAAUUAGCAUGUUUGUCCGUGAGCCCUUUUGCAUAAGUGCAAACACGAUUCGCUGUUCAACUAAAGACACCUGGUGCACCACGUCUUUAAUCACUCAGAGCUGGUUGUUGCUCAUCACCGAUGGGUCAGUGAUAGGUGUUUGCUCAACCUACAUCAAAGAAGGAAGGGCUGUUCUGAACAAGGAAGAAAGAACACAGAAACUAACAUCCUACACACGGGCAGACUAACAGGUAAGGAGUAUUCCAGUAAAUUAAAAAAAAAAAAACAUGUUCAAGGUGAAGGGAAAAAGCUAGUACUGUGUUUCACAUGGUUUAACAAAUUAGAACACUAAACAUUUAAAUGAAAACAACUAGUAAACCUACUAAUGUAAGAAUGAUAACAAAACAUAAUUGUUUCAACAGUCAGAAGAUGAAUAGUUCCCGUUCAGACGUCUGUUGUGCCUUUGAGUCUCCCAUCCUGGACCGGGUUCUGCCUCCAGUUCUGAUCCUGGAGUUCGUGUUCGGAUUAUUGGGGAAUUUCUUGGCUCUGUGGAUGUUCACUUUCUACAUGGACACGUGGAAGCCCAACUCCGUGUACCUCACCCAUCUAGCGGUUGCGGACUCCGUCGUACUGUUCUGCCUUCCCUUCAGAGCGGACUACUACCGGCGUGGGAAGGACUGGAUCUACGGUGACAUCCCGUGCCGCAUCCUGCUCUUCCUGCUGGCCGCCAACCGUGCGGCGGGGAUCUUCUUCCUCACAGCCGUGGCCGUCGACCGAUACCUCAAGAUCGUCCGCCCGCGGAACCCCAUCAACCGCCUGGGCCUGGGCUACGCUUUGUGGGUCUCAGUCGGCCUGUGGGGGUUGAUUUUUCUGGCCACCGGGUAUCUUCUCGCCGGCGAGCACUUUUUCUACAACAGCAACCGCACACAGUGCGAGAGUUUCAACAUCUGCAUGGGCGUCACGCCUCUCUCCAUCUGGCACAACGCCUUCUACGUCAUCCAGUUUUUCCUGCCGACCGCCAUCGUGGCGUUCUGCACCAUCAGAAUCACCUGGCAGCUGAGAAACAGGACUUUGGACAAACGGGGGAAGGUCAAGCGCGCCGUUCAGUUCGUCGCGGCCGUGGCCCUCAUCUUCAUCACCUGCUUUUUCCCCAGCACCAUGUCUCGCAUCGCCGUGUGGAUCCUAAAGGUGUGGUAUGACGAAUGCAGACAUUUCGAAGAGGCCAACCUGGCGUUCUACACGUCCGUGUGCUUCACCUACUUCAACAGCGUCCUCAACCCCGUCGUGUACUAUUUCUCCAGUCCGUCGUUCAGCGGCUCCUUCAGAAAGGCGCUGAACAAACUGCGGGGAAGGAGCGACGACAAGGAGCCGACGCAGUCGACCGACAGCAACUUUUCCACCGUUGAUGGUGACGGCAUCUGAAACCACUGGACUGGGGAAACAGCAAUAAGUGAAAACGUGUUUUACACGUUUAUAGCUGUAAUAAAAGGUAGAAAAGAUUAAAAAAAAUAAUAAUAAGUAGCGCACCUCAUAUGUAGCAAACUUGUGGUUAUUUUUUAUUUUCUUAGGCGGCGUUGAGCGGACCCGCGCGAGCUUUCUUGCCUAAGCGCGGUCCUGACCCCGUGUGCGUGCGUGCUUUCUUUCUUUAGCAACUGAAAACCUAAAAGUCAAAAAAUUGACUUAAUUUUCAAAAAAUGAAGUCUCUUAAUUCUAAUAGCAAAUGGAAAUAUGAAGCAAUUCAUAGAGCGUUUGACAAUAAGAUCCAAAGUGAAUGCUGAUGGUUCUGUUUGGUGAAAGUAAUCGACUCCAUUCAGCACGAGUGAAGCUUAAGUGGGACGUGCUCGAUAAAUGACCACAGACCUCAUUAGAAGUGUAACUUUUCUUUUUCGCGAAUCAUAAGUGGAGAACUGAUCAGAUGUCCUCCUGAACGUCAACAAUUUAUUCAGCUUUUGUGCUAGGCUUUCAAAAAAA
This is a messenger RNA of Xiphophorus hellerii (green swordtail), 2098 nucleotides long. RefSeq names its product hydroxycarboxylic acid receptor 3-like. The record is from RefSeq and is a predicted model, not a curated record. Gene Ontology annotation, molecular function: G protein-coupled receptor activity. The transcript is spliced from 2 exons. Gene Ontology annotation, biological process: G protein-coupled receptor signaling pathway. The coding region runs from base 488 to 1549 and encodes 353 amino acids. Gene Ontology annotation, cellular component: membrane. Lineage: Eukaryota; Metazoa; Chordata; Actinopteri; Cyprinodontiformes; Poeciliidae.